This is a messenger RNA of Arctia plantaginis, 798 nucleotides long. The record is from the annotation of a GenBank genome assembly. Lineage: Eukaryota; Metazoa; Arthropoda; Insecta; Lepidoptera; Erebidae.
AUGCAGAAAAGAGGUGUUCAAUAUAUUUAUAACAACGUGCGACUGUGUGACCAACACUUUGAAUUAGGCUAUCGCACACCCUGUAGGAAACUAACAAGGAAUGCAUUCCCAACUUUGAAUAUUGAAAAAGGAAUUCUCCCAGCUCAAUGUGAGGAUACGUCAGACAUUCUGUUAUUUUUUGACGAUCUAUUCGACUCACUAAACGGAAGCUUCACUGGUGACCACAUAGCAAAACCGCUUCAGGGCUCAGUGACACCAGCCUCACCUCAUAAAGCUAAAUGGACCGAAUCGAUACAAAUAUUAAAAAGUAUGAAAUUUGAAGGAAAAGCUUACGUGCCGACUAUAGAUGGAACUGCUUUAAAGCGUCGUUCGUCUAACCCGCCUGAGCUUAAAAAAACAACCGAACAAAUGCAAGACGCAUUAAAAACUAUCAAUACCGUAUUAACCAACAAAUCUACUCAAAAGGAAGAUAUGUGUGAUAUGUAUGGAAAACUAAUAGCUUCCAAAUUGAAGAAAUAUUUCUCAGCUAUCGAGCAGCAGGAAGUAAUGUUAGAAUUGGAUGAAUUGUUGACAAAAAGAAUUAGAAAUAGCCUCAAACAACGUCCUACUUCAUCCUUGAGUGCAAUGAGCUCUACCGGUUCUUUUGAUAGUACAUCACCGGCUGAAAUGCACCGUCUUUCUCUCAAACAUUCUAUGUUCUUCCAGAUUCACCUGUACAAAUACCACAACGGCCAUUUUCGUCUCAUAGCUAUCCAAUAUUUGUGCCAGAGCAAAAUAACAUAUUUACUCAAAGCAUGA